Messenger RNA from Betta splendens (Siamese fighting fish), 879 nucleotides. RefSeq names its product cysteine and glycine-rich protein 2 (gene csrp2). Gene Ontology annotation, biological process: sarcomere organization; muscle tissue development. Lineage: Eukaryota; Metazoa; Chordata; Actinopteri; Anabantiformes; Osphronemidae. The coding region runs from base 173 to 754 and encodes 193 amino acids. The transcript is spliced from 6 exons. Gene Ontology annotation, cellular component: nucleus; cytoplasm; Z disc. The record is from RefSeq and is a predicted model, not a curated record. Gene Ontology annotation, molecular function: actinin binding; structural constituent of muscle.
GGUAUCGCGUUGAGUUCACACCCCCUCCGCACGCAGCGAUGCGGAGUAGCGGCGUUGUGUUAGUGUAAGUGAGCUCAGUGUGGAUGCGCUGCUCUUGCGACGUCCAGCUGGGGCUGAGCCAUUUUGACAUCUGGACAUUAACUGGUCGACACCACAAAGGAUCGCACACACGAUGCCGAACUGGGGAGGAGGCAACAAAUGCGCAGCGUGUCGUGGGACGGUGUACCAUGCGGAGGAGGUGCAGUGCGACGGGAAGAGUUUCCACAAAUGCUGUUUCCUCUGCAUGGUCUGCAGGAAGGGCUUAGACAGCACCACGCUGGCGAUUCACGACCAGGAGAUCUACUGCAAGUCGUGCUAUGGGAAGAAGUAUGGUCCCAAAGGCUACGGCUACGGACAGGGAGCAGGGACACUCAACAUGGACCGAGGGGAACGGCUGGGAAUCAAACCUGAGGAGACACAGACCCACCGACCCACCACCAACCCCAACCCGUCCAAAUUUGCCCAGAAGUUCGGAGGUUCUGAAAAAUGUGCCCGGUGUGGCGACUCCGUCUACGCAGCUGAGAAGAUCAUGGGAGCGGGCAAGCCGUGGCACAAGAACUGCUUCCGUUGUGCCAAAUGUGGCAGGAGCCUAGAGUCGACCACCCAGACGGAGAAGGACGGAGAAAUCUACUGUAAAUCAUGUUAUGCCAAGAACUUUGGGCCCAAGGGGUUCGGCUAUGGCCAAGGAGCUGGCGCUUUGGUGCAUGCUCAGUGAGGAACGCUCAGGCUAGCUCAUCUACAACCCUGGACUACUCUUGUUCAGACUCCUUCCCCUGCAUUGUGUUCAUGCUGUACUAGGUGCUGUUGAUACAAAUAAAAACGGUAACAGGCCCAACUGUU